Oryctolagus cuniculus (rabbit) is the source of this 8018-nucleotide messenger RNA. Lineage: Eukaryota; Metazoa; Chordata; Mammalia; Lagomorpha; Leporidae. The record is from RefSeq and is a predicted model, not a curated record.
CUUGGGUUGCCGGGGUGGGGAGGCGUGGGCACGUGUUGAAAGGGGCCCUGAGCGGGCCAGCUCCUCAGCCAUAGCAGCACAGACAGGCCCUGGGGAGGAGGCCUGGGGGCUCCUCUCCAUCAGCCUCCUGUGAUCCGGGAUUCUUCCUCCAAGCUGACUUCCAGCUCUCGCCUCCCUAGCUUUUGUGUGCCGGGAGGCUGUGGGCUUCACCUGGCUGGAAGUGGCAAAGGCCCUGUUCCAGGUCCAACCCAAAGCCACUUUCCCAAGGACCCCAGCAGGCCGGAGGGGAGGCUUGUGAGGAGGCAGAGAGGGCUGGGGGGACUCCCUGGAGCUUACCCUGGGCCAGGCUCUGGGCUGGGAGCUUGUGCCCAGGCUGAAUGAGGUGAAAAGCAGCGCCGAGGGCGGGGUCGUGGUCUCCCAUUUCUCAGAGAGGGAGACUGAGGCUCGGAAAGGCUCGUCAUGGCUGAUAACCACUUGCGCUACCCACGAGGGGCUCCGGGUGUUUCCCCAGGAGGACGGGCCCUGGCCACACACUCCCAGGAGGUUCUUGCAUGAAUCCAGGCCCCUUUCAGACUCCGUGUGGGUCUUUAUCUUGAGGGUUGGGAAGUGACGUGAAAGUGUCUCCUAAAAGGUCCUGGAUUCUGGCAGGACAGUGAGGGUCAUCCCUCCUCAGGGGAGGCCCCAGGGUGCCUGGAAGGACGCUGGGCUUGGCUCUGUUCUGGAGGAGCUGGUCUGAGGCUCUGAGCCAUGGGUAUUGGUGGCUUGGGGAGGGAGCUGUGUGGAGGAGGGAGCAGCAGAGACCCAGGUAGUAGUAUCAUGUGCUGAGCCUCAGAGGGCCCGACACACCUGUGUGUUCACACUCAGGAAUGUGUGUGUGCAGCCGUCUGACUACACCUGGGCACACGUGACUGCACACACCUGAGUGCAUGUGAGGUCAUGCGCCAGUGGUUUGCACCCAUUUUUGUGCACAUCUGUGUGCAUAUGUGGGACGCGUGUGAAUGUCUUUCUGCACAUGUCUGCUUUUGUGUGUGUGUCUUUGGGGCACAGGCCUAUGUAGGUUGGGGUGUGUGUAUAGGGACAGUUCCCUGCUCUAAGGGGGGAGGGGAGGCCAGUUAUAAUGAGCCCCCCUCCCCUCCACAGCGCCGCAGCCAUGGCCUGAAUUUUGCAGCCUGCUUAAAAAUAAUUGGGGGCAGCGGGGGGAUUGGAUGUCAGUCAUCAUCAGCCGCUGGCUUCGCUGGUGCUGCGGCAGGCUGGGCAGGCUGAACAGUUUGGGCCAGGCAUGAUAUGGGGUGAGGAGGGCCAGGGAUCCUGUCCCUUUUUCACCUCUGAGGAGGGGGCUCAGGGGAUGCACAACACAGCCUGCUCUGGCUCCUGCUGAAUAAUUGCAAGUCUUUGGAGGAGGGUGGGGCCACUGAAUGGUGACUGGGCCUGCCUGGAGCUUUACCUGUCUCAUCAUCAUCUGCUCACCGCAUGGGUGGCUGGGGAGGUCCAGGGACUCGCCUGCACCUGGGGCUUGGGCCUGGCUCCCCGGUGCAGCGUGUGGGAAUGUGGGCUUGGGGGCUGGGGAGCUCUGUGGGUGCCGCGCAGGAGUUGGGAUGCUGGGGUUCCCAUUCCUCUCCUCCCUCCUCUCACUGUUUAGACUCCUGAACAGCCAAGGGGAAAUCUGUCCCCCGGGAGCAGCUGUGUCUUGGGAGAAUCUAGCCACACCUGUGAAUUCUCCUGUGUUUGUGAUUCCGCUCCCAGAACUAGUAGCUUGCCCAUCUGGCCUGCAUCUUGAGUGAUUAGCACAGGGAGGGAGCAGGAGGCUCUGGAUGGAGGAGAGAGAAGCCCUGACCUGGUGGGCGAGGGGGCACUCAGGCUGGGUCCCUCUCCUGUGAUCUUGAGCCGGUCUUUGAGCAGCUAGGAGUGCUGCGAGCUGUGCCUCCGGGGGACAACGAGGCUGUGUGGGUCCCUUCAAGCGCGGGGCCGUGGGCCAGACUCUGUUUUCUGGGUGGGUGGAGUGGAGGUGGGGUGCUGUGGGCAGUGGCUCUGCCCUGACCUGAUGGUGGGAGAGCACCUGCAGCUUUGCCCUCCCCGCCCCCUGCACUUGCCCCUGGGUGCCCUCCCCACCCACUGCGCUUGCCCCUGGGUGCCCUCCCACACCUGGAGGGAAGGCAGAAGUCACCCUUAGGAGCCGGAAGACACCCUGGUGAGGCGAGCCCUGGGGAAAGGGUCGAGGUCACAGCAGGCUGGUGGCUUUCCCUGGAGUGGUGGGCCCUGAGCCAGGCCUCCGAGCGUAAUGCCAUGGAGGGGAAGAGGGGAAUUAUUGUGCCCGUUUUGCAGGGGGGGAAGUUGGCAGCUCGUUGCACUGGGGCUCAAGUCCAGCGCCUCUCCCUCUUGUUCCAGCUGGGAGCAGCCAUGAUAAAUAUGACAUUGACACUGGCAGUGCUCUGCUGUGGGCAGGCUCAGGGUGUGCUCUGUCUCUGGCACACAGGCUGUGACUCCACCCCUUUCUCGCCCACCCGGUGAAGUGAGCGAGCACGACAUUGUUCUGGGAAUAACCUUGAAUUGCUCUGAUGUAUAAAAACGCCGAUCACUGUCGUCGGACAUCACGGCUUUGACAGUCACCAGUGGAUUCCGCGUGCCCCGCCCCGCGGCUGAUCACGACACCCUGGGGCGGGAGCAGCGCUUGUGGCGAAUGAGGCUGGAUCUGAGUGUGAGGCUGUGGUGACACUGAAGGUUCCUGUGGGCCUCGCAGGUGCCGGGUACCCUCCUGAGCCCACUCCCUCGCCUAAGCUCAUGCCACCCUCCCAGGCCACCUGCCAGUGAGGUACUGUCGCGGCUCCAUUUUAUGGAGCAACAGACUGAGGCCCGGAGCGGUCGAGUCCCUUGUCUGCGAUCUCACAGGUGGACAGAAAAGAGCGUGCUCUUAGCCCUGAGGCCCACUCCCUGCAGCUGGCAGCAGGAGGUUCCCACUGCCCAGGCUGGCUGUGACCCCUGUCUCUCUCCACAGGGCAAGGGACAUAGGAUGACCCCAGCCUGUCCCCUCUUACUGUCUGUGAUUCUGUCCCUGCGCCUGGCCGCCGCCUUCGACCCUGCCCCCAGUGCCUGCUCCGCCCUGGCCUCGGGUGUGCUCUACGGGGCCUUCUCGCUGCAGGACCUCUUUCCCACCAUCGCCUCGGGCUGCUCCUGGACCCUGGAGAACCCUGACCCCACCAAGUACUCCCUCUACCUGCGCUUCAACCGCCAGGAGCAGGUGUGCACCCACUUCGCCCCCCGCCUGCUGCCGCUGGACCACUACCUGGUCAACUUCACCUGCCUGCGGCCCAGCUCCGAGCAGGUGGGGGCCCAGGAGGGGCCGGAGGCAGUGGCAGCGGCUGAGGAGGCGGCGGCAGCCGAGGAGGCAGCGGCUGCGGGGUUGGAACUGUGCGGCGGCUCGGGCCCCUUUACCUUCCUGCACUUCGACAAGAACUUCGUGCAGCUGUGCCUGUCGGCCGAGCCCUCCGAGGCCCCGCGCCUGCUGGCACCCGCCGCCCUGGCCUUCCGCUUCGUGGAGGUGUUGCUCAUCAACAACAACAACUCCAGCCAGUUCACCUGCGGCGUGCUCUGCCGCUGGAGCGAGGAGUGUGGCCGCGCGGCCGGCCGGGCCUGCGGCUUUGCCCAGCCAGGCUGCAGCUGCCCUGGGGAGGCAGGGGCCGGCUCCACCACCACCACCACCACCGCUACCGCCACCACGCCUCCGGGUCCUCCUGCUGCCCACACCCUGUCCAAUGCCCUGGUGCCCGGGGGCCCAGCCCCGCCUGCUGAAGCCGAUUUGCACUCGGGGAGCAGCAAUGACCUGUUCACCACCGAGAUGAGAUACGGUGAGGAGCCGGAAGAGGAACCGAAGGUGAAAACCCAGUGGCCAAGGUCUGCAGAUGAGCCUGGGCUAUACAUGGCGCAGACAGGCGACCCGGCGGCUGAGGAGUGGUCCCCGUGGAGCGUGUGUUCCCUGACGUGUGGGCAGGGUCUGCAGGUGCGGACCCGCUCCUGCGUGUCCUCCCCCUAUGGGACCCUGUGCAGCGGGCCCCUGCGGGAGACCCGGCCCUGCAACAAUUCCGCCACCUGCCCAGUGCACGGCGUGUGGGAGGAGUGGGGGUCCUGGAGCCUGUGCUCCCGCAGCUGCGGGCGGGGGUCCCGGAGCCGGAUGCGGACGUGCGUGCCCCCCCAGCACGGCGGCAAGGCCUGCGAGGGUCCCGAGCUGCAGACUAAGCUCUGCAGUAUGGCCGCCUGCCCGGUGGAAGGCCAGUGGCUAGAGUGGGGUCCCUGGGGCCCGUGUUCCACGUCCUGUGCCAACGGGACCCAGCAGCGCAGCCGGAAGUGCAGCGUAGCGGGCCCAGCCUGGGCCACCUGCACGGGUGCCCUCACUGACACCCGGGAGUGCAGCAACCUUGAGUGCCCGGCUGCUGACGGCAAGUGGGGGCCGUGGAACGCGUGGAGCCUGUGCUCCAAGACAUGUGACACAGGGUGGCAGCGCCGCUUCCGCAUGUGCCAGGCCACGGGCGCGCAGGGCUACCCCUGCGAGGGCACCGGCGAAGAAGUGAAGCCCUGCAGUGAGAAGAGGUGUCCAGCCUUCCACGAGAUGUGCAGGGACGAGUACGUGAUGCUGAUGACGUGGAAGAAGGCAGCCGCUGGCGAGAUCAUCUACAACAAGUGCCCGCCCAAUGCCUCUGGGUCUGCCAGCCGCCGCUGUCUGCUCAGUGCCCAGGGGGUGGCCUACUGGGGACUGCCCAGCUUUGCCCGCUGCAUCUCCCACGAGUAUCGCUACCUGUAUCUGUCCCUCCGGGAGCACCUGGCCAAGGGGCAGCGCAUGCUGGCGGGCGAGGGCAUGUCGCAGGUGGUGCGCAGUCUGCAGGAGCUGCUGGCCCGGCGCACCUACUACAGCGGGGACCUGCUCUUCUCUGUGGAUAUCCUGAGGAAUGUCACUGACACCUUCAAGAGGGCCACCUAUGUGCCCUCAGCUGACGACGUGCAGCGCUUCUUCCAGGUGGUGAGCUUCAUGGUGGAUGCAGAGAAUAAGGACAAGUGGGACGAUGCCCAGCAGGUGUCCCCUGGCUCUGUGCACCUGCUCCGCGUCGUGGAAGACUUCAUCCAUCUGGUGGGCGAUGCUCUCAAGGCCUUCCAGAGCUCUCUGAUUGUCACAGACAAUCUGGUCAUCAGCAUUCAGCGCGAGCCCAUCUCUGCCGUGUCCAGCGACAUCACCUUUCCCAUGCGGGGCCGCCGGGGCAUGAAGGACUGGGUGCGGCACUCCGAGGACCGCCUCUUCCUGCCCAAGGAGGUGCUCAGCCUCUCCUCCCCGGGGAAGCCUGCCACCUCGGGGGCAGCAGGCAGCCCUGGCAGGGGGAGGGGCCCAGGCACGGUGCCCCCCGGCCCAGGCCACUCCCACCAGCGCCUCCUCCCGGCUGACCCUGAUGAGUCCUCCUACUUUGUGAUCGGUGCUGUGCUGUACCGCACCAUCGGCCUCAUCCUGCCGCCUCCCAGGCCCCCGCUGGCUGUCACGUCCCGAGUGAUGACAGUGACUGUGCGGCCCCCCACCCAGCCUCCAGCGGAGCCCCUCAUCACAGUGGAGCUCUCCUACAUCAUCAACGGCACCACAGAUCCUCACUGCGCCAGCUGGGACUACUCCAGAGCAGAUGCCAGCUCCGGGGACUGGGACACCGAGAGCUGCCAGACUCUGGAGACCCAGGCAGCCCACACCCGCUGCCAGUGCCAGCACCUGUCCACCUUUGCUGUGCUGGCCCAGCCGCCCAAGGACCUGACCCUGGAGCUGGCAGGCUCCCCCUCCGUGCCCCUGGUGAUUGGCUGUGCCGUGUCCUGCAUGGCCCUGCUCACUCUGCUGGCCAUCUAUGCCGCCUUCUGGAGGUUCAUAAAAUCUGAACGCUCCAUCAUCUUGCUGAACUUCUGUCUGUCCAUCCUGGCAUCCAACAUCCUGAUCCUCGUGGGCCAGUCCAGGGUGCUGAGCAAGGGCGUCUGCACUAUGACGGCUGCUUUCCUGCACUUCUUCUUUCUCUCCUCGUUUUGCUGGGUGCUCACUGAGGCCUGGCAGUCCUACCUGGCUGUCAUCGGGCGCAUGCGCACCCGCCUGGUUCGCAAGCGCUUCCUCUGCCUGGGCUGGGGUCUGCCUGCCCUGGUGGUGGCUGUGUCCGUCGGCUUUACCCGCACCAAAGGAUACGGUACAUCCAGCUACUGCUGGCUCUCCCUGGAGGGCGGCCUGCUCUAUGCCUUUGUGGGCCCUGCGGCCGUCAUUGUCCUGGUGAACAUGCUCAUCGGAAUCAUCGUUUUCAACAAGCUCAUGGCGCGUGACGGCAUCUCGGACAAAUCCAAGAAGCAGAGGGCCGGGUCGGAGCGGUGCCCCUGGGCCAGCCUGCUCCUCCCCUGCUCAGCGUGCGGAGCGGUCCCCAGCCCCCUGCUCAGCUCAGCCUCGGCCAGGAACGCCAUGGCCUCACUCUGGAGCUCCUGCGUGGUGCUGCCCCUGCUGGCGCUCACCUGGAUGUCCGCCGUCCUGGCCAUGACAGACCGCCGCUCCGUCCUCUUCCAGGCCCUCUUUGCUGUCUUCAACUCCGCGCAGGGCUUCGUCAUCACCGCCGUGCACUGCUUCCUGCGCCGGGAGGUCCAGGAUGUGGUGAAGUGCCAGAUGGGCGUGUGCCGGGCCGACGAGAGUGAGGAUUCCCCUGACUCCUGUAAGAAUGGGCAGCUGCAGAUCCUGUCAGACUUUGAAAAGGAUGUGGAUCUGGCUUGUCAAACAGUUCUGUUCAAGGAGGUCAACACUUGCAACCCGUCCACCAUCACCGGCACGCUGUCCCGCCUGUCCCUGGACGAAGAUGAGGAGCCCAAGUCCUGCCUCGUGGGGCCCGAGGGUGGCCUCAGCUUCUCACCACUGCCAGGGAACAUCCUGGUGCCCAUGGCGGCCUCGCCGGGGCUGGGGGAGCCGCCCCCGCCGCAGGAGACCAACCCUGUGUACAUGUGCGGGGAGGGUGGCCUGCGGCAGCUGGACCUUACAUGGCUGCGGCCCACCGAGCCGGGAGCCGAGGGGGACUACAUGGUGCUGCCGCGGCGGACUCUCAGCCUGCAGCCGGGGGGCGGCGGCGGCGGAGGCGGCGAGGAAGCCCCCAGAGCCCGGCCUGAGGGGACCCCCCGGCGGGCUGCCAAGGCGAUGGCCCACACCGAAGGCUACCCCAGCUUCCUGUCUGUGGACCACUCAGGCCUGGGGCUGGGCCCUGCCUAUGGGUCUCUCCAGAACCCCUAUGGGAUGAGCUUCCAGCCACCACCGACGCCCAGCGCCCGCCAAGUGCCCGAGCCAGGGGAGCGCAGCCGGACCAUGCCCCGCACCGUGCCCGGCUCCACCAUGAAGCUGGGCUCCCUGGAGCGAAAGAAGCUACGGUAUUCAGACCUGGACUUUGAGAAGGUGAUGCACACCCGGAAACGGCACUCAGAACUCUACCACGAGCUCAACCAGAAGUUCCACACUUUUGAUCGCUACCGCAGCCAGUCCGCGGCCAAGGAGAAACCCAGCCCCGGGGAGCGCCCCGGCCUGGCCCAACAGCGGCGACAUCAGAGCUGGAGCACUUUCAAAUCCAUGACACUGGGCUCACUGCCCCCCAAGCCCCGAGAGCGGCUGGGCCUGCACCGGGCGGCAGCCUGGGAGCCCACAGAACCACCAGACGGCGACUUCCAGACAGAGGUGUGAGUGCCGCGCUGGACUGCCCACUGCGUAUAAAUAUAUAUAUCUCUCUAUUUUCACACUCCACUUUGGAACUGCCCAGGAGCCAGCACCCCCUCCCCUCUCCCGGGGGCUGGGCAGGGAGGUGCAGAGGACUCAGCUGGGCUGGAGGGGCCAGAUGUGGCAGGGCCGGGCAGAGGGGAGGGAGGCCAGGACCCCUCCUUGUUUCUCAAAGCCCCCUCUGCCGCUGGAGCCUGUCUUCUCCUUGGCCUGUCUGUCCCUGUCCCGGGCUGGGGAGGGGGGAGGGGUACUUUGUGGGGAAUAAACUUCACUCUGUGGA